Messenger RNA from Fulvia fulva, 297 nucleotides. RefSeq lists its product as uncharacterized. The transcript has a single exon. The coding region runs from base 1 to 297 and encodes 98 amino acids. NCBI's taxonomy places the organism in Eukaryota, Fungi, Ascomycota, Dothideomycetes, Mycosphaerellales, Mycosphaerellaceae. The record is from RefSeq and is a predicted model, not a curated record.
AUGCCCUCCACCAAACCCCAAACGAUCAGCUUCCGCUCCCUCCCACCCGAGCUCCGAGCCAAGGUCUACAAGUACUACUUCCACAACCUCAACCUCGCAAGCCGAUUCGGCGCAACCAUCCCCAAGGCGUGGACCUCAGAGCUCGGCGCACGUGACCUCAGCGAACGGGAAUUCCAGCAUUAUGGCAUGCAGAAUUACACUAAUUCAACGCCAUCGAUGCCAGCGCAUGUGAUGCAACAAAAAUUACGUCUUGCGAGGCAACGUGUGUGUGGGGCGUGGCAGAGACUGGGACUGUAG